Messenger RNA from Dryobates pubescens (Downy woodpecker), 4111 nucleotides. RefSeq names its product La ribonucleoprotein 1B (gene LARP1B). NCBI's taxonomy places the organism in Eukaryota, Metazoa, Chordata, Aves, Piciformes, Picidae. The record is from RefSeq and is a predicted model, not a curated record. The transcript has 21 exons. Gene Ontology annotation, cellular component: cytoplasmic stress granule; cytosol. Gene Ontology annotation, molecular function: RNA cap binding. The coding region runs from base 153 to 3239 and encodes 1028 amino acids. Gene Ontology annotation, biological process: mRNA stabilization; positive regulation of translation.
AGCCCCACCGGAGGAGCUGACAGGGAAUCUCCCGAAGCCCCGGCCGGUGGGGCGGGGCGGCGGCGAGGGGAGGAGGCGGGCUCUCCCCCGCCCCCCGCCUUGGCUUCCCUGCGGCCGCCCCGGCUUGCGGCCCUCGCGGCGGGCGGCAGGGCAUGUCCGCGGCGCAGGUGUCGGCGGCGCCCGCCGAGCGGCGGGGCUGGGGCGCUGAGGAAGGUGGACCCGCGGUGAACCGCCCCCGGGAGUCGGAGGAGAGCCGGCAGCCGGAGCUCGGCGAGGAGGCCGCGGAGGAGAGCGGCCGGCGGCGGCCGGUGGUGGAAGCCCCGCCGCCCAAGGAGAACCCGUGGACGAGGCGCAGAGCGGCGCGGGACAGCCCCUCCCCGCCCUCGGCGGACGGGCAGCUCGGCCCGGAGGACCCAGAACUACAGAAUUUCACUAAAGUUAUAAAAGCAGCAAAACCCAGGACAAGGAAAAGCAGCAAGGCUGAUGAUUUUGGUGAUAUCACAAACUGGCCAACACCAAGUGAAAUAGCAAGCAAUGAAUGUAAGACUACAAGUCACAGUAAAAAGACGACAAAUAGAAGAGAAAAGGAGGAGAAAACUGAUCAAAAAAGCAAUAAUGGAAUCAAGGACAACUCAGAGGCAAAGCCAGAUGGUCCAGGAGAUAACACCAGUGAAGAUGAAGCUCAAACUAAUAACCAAAGGAAGAAAGGUAACAAGCAGAAAUGGGUGCCACUUCACUUGGAUGAUGUAAGGACAGACAGUCAAGAAAGACCAGGCUCUCGAACCAGCUCAAGGUUUCUGCUGGAAUCAAACAAGCUAAUACCUCACAACAACAGACGGAGUGAGACAAGAAAUUGGCGUCGUGAUAGAGAGAAGAGAGAUGAUCAAGAUGAAGUGUGCAGUGUGAGAAGUGAGGGUGGCAGUGUCAGAGGAUUCUCCAGGGGCAGAGGAAGAGGGAGAGGCAGAGGAAGAGGUCGAGGCAGAGGAAACCCUCGAAUGAGCUUUGAAUAUUCUGUUGGUUAUCAAGAACUGUAUGGUGAAGGAACUGACCAAGUGUUCCAACCUGAGCUCAAUGCUAGCGUGAUGUACUACUAUGGUGAUGGAACAGGAAUGCAGAUGUAUUCCGUGGAUGAAGCACUUCUCAAAGAAUACAUAAAACACCAAAUUGAGUAUUAUUUUAGCACAGAAAAUUUGGAAAGAGACUUCUUCCUGAGAAGAAAGAUGGACCAGCAAGGAUUUCUGCCUGUUUCAUUGAUUGCUAGUUUCCGUCGUAUGCAGGCUCUCACUACAAAUCCUGCGCUCAUUUUGGAGGCCCUAAAGGACAGCACAGAAGUUGAAACUGUGGAUCAGAGGAUAAGAAAAAGGGUUGAUCCAGAGAAGUGGCCGAUCCCAGGUCCUCCGCCAUGCAGUCUGCCACCAACUGACUUUUCUCAGCUCAUCAAUUGUCCAGAAUUCAUACCAGGCCAAAUUUUUGGCUCACAUACUGAGUCUGCUCCAAGCUCUCCAAGAAUGGGAAGCCCCCUAAGUCCCAAGGAAAACACUGAAACAAGUAAUUUUCAGACAAUGUCUAAAGGAUUGUCUACGAGUUUGCCUGAUUUGGACUCUGAACCUUGGAUAGAAGUGAAGAAGAGGCAUCGUGCAUCCACGGUCAAACUGAAGGAAAGUGGUGCUGUACCUCAUCAAACAUCAGCUCAACAACACCCACCUCCAGAGGAGCAAGAGCAAGAGGAGCUUGAUUUUUUGUUUGAUGAAGAGAUGGAACAAAUGCAGGGUCGGAAGAAUAAAUUUACCGAUUGGUCAGACAGUGAUUCUGAUUAUGAAAUUGAUGACCAGGAUGUAAACAAGAUUUUGAUUGUGGCACAGACACCACCAUAUAUGAGAAAACAUCCUGAUGGAGAUCAUACUGGCAACCAUGUGUGCCGUGCAAAAAUCACAUCAGAACUGGCUAAAGUUAUUAAUGAUGGCUUAUACUACUAUGAACAGGAUCUGUGGAUGGAGCAGCGUGAAAAUGACACUUUGAUGAAGCAAGAGAUUGAGAACUUUAAGAAGCUAAAUCUCAUUAGUAAGGAGGAAUUUGAUAAUCUUGUACCAGAACCAAUUGCUGAUCCAACCCAGGAAGUUCCUGCGGGACCACAAGGAUCAUCUAAAGCUGAGGAGCUGCCUCGCAGUUUGUUCAGCAUUGAUGCACCUCCAGCAGCACCAGUCGCUCGAUCGCUGCCAACAGCAGUUCCAGAUUCCCCCUGUGUUUACCCUGGCUUCACCCCACGAACUCCUCGCACCCCAAGGCUACAGGAUCCCAACAAAACACCCAGGUUCUACCCUGUAGUUAAAGAACCACGAUCCAUUGAUGUAAAGAUUCCAAGAAAGAGGAAAACACGACACAGUACAAAUCCUCCCUUAGAAUGCCACGUUGGUUGGGUGAUGGAUUCCAGAGACCACAGGCCAAGAACUUCCUCUGUGAGCAGUUCCAAUGCUUCGCCUUCAGAAGGAGCUCCACUAGUAGGAAGUUUGGGAUGUACCCCAAAUUCUCUUCCAAAAUUUCAGCAUCCUUCUCAUGAACUGUUAAAGGAAAAUGGCUUCACUCAACAGGUGUACCACAAAUACCGACGGAGGUGUCUAAUGGAGAGGAAACGGUUGGGAAUUGGCCAGUCCCAAGAAAUGAACACACUUUUUCGUUUCUGGUCCUUUUUUCUGAGAGAUCAUUUUAACAAGAAAAUGUAUGAAGAAUUCAAACAGCUUGCUCUAGAUGAUGCAAAAGAACACUAUAGGUAUGGAUUGGAAUGCUUGUUUAGAUUUUACAGCUAUGGCCUAGAAAAGAAAUUCAGGCAAGAAAUAUUCAAGGAUUUCCAAGAAGAAACAAAGAAAGACUACGAAGCUGGUCAGCUAUAUGGACUGGAAAAAUUUUGGGCUUAUCUAAAGUACUCUCAGCACAAGACUCCAUCCAUUGACCCCAAACUACAAGAAUACCUUAGUAAAUUUAAGAGACUGGAGGACUUCAGAGUGGAUCCUCCUAUAAGUGAAGAAUCUGGCAGAAAGAGACUGGUUGCCACAACAGGCGAGGAUCUGGGUCAUCGCAGACACCAGUUGAGUACUUCUAAACCGCUGCUUGCCUCUAGACCCACGGCUGCCUGCCAGCCCCAGGCCCUGGGAAAUGCUACCAGUGGGAAUACUGUGCAAGCACCCGCAGGCCACAGCAGUGCUGCCAGGAAAUCUAUAGAAAAUGAUGUACCAGAAAAAUAGGCUUCAGAAGAUCUUGUGCCCUUGAGGAUCAACUCUCGCACCUCUCAUGAUACGGAGAACUUCAAGGCAAGCCAGUCUAGUACAUGAUUAAAAAUGUAUGGGAAGACAAAAGAUGGGAUUCUCUCUUUCACAGGAUUUAGUUCCAAAACACACACCCUAGGAGAGUUGCUCUUGGGUUUUGGGAUCAUCAAAAGAAACCUAGGGAAGAUUCUUUGGCUUCAGUAUUGCUUUCCUCAAGCUUUUGUUUACAAAGAACUGCAUUCCUUGCAUAUGCAAAAAGUACUUUGGGGGAUGCCUUACAUUUCAGCUGGUAUUUCUUAAAAAAAGGUAUGAUAUUCCAUGUUAAUUACUGUGCUUUCUUUGCCCAGAUUUGCCCAUUAUUUGUAUUUUACCAAAGCAAACAAGAUUCCAUUCUAUAUAGAAUUAUAAAGGUAAAGGAAGGAUCCACAUGGUUGCUUUGCUCUCGAAUCUAACUAUUCAGAAGUAUGGGGUUGUGCAAAAGCACACUUGGGAAUGUGCAGCCUUAGCUGAAACUGCAUUUCUGGAUUCUGUUUCAAAACAUAGUUUCUCUAUUUUUCAGGGUCUCCAUAGUUAGUAUUUUAUUAAGCAGGGACUCUGAGUGGACAUUACUGGGAUAAUUUUGCAGAUGCUUCAGUACUGGUUCUUAACUCCAGCAAUGGAAAAAUGCAGAGGAAAAUGGAUCUGUUGAUUUCCUAGUGUCUUAAAUUGCCUAACAGCAUCUACAGUUUGUGCAGGUUGUUAAAAUAGGAAGCUAUUCAAAUUAUGCUCUGCUUGAGAGGUGUCUUCAUGAUCACUGGAGAAUUCAAAUGAAGUAGUUAAACAGGAGAGGCUUAACUUUUAAAAAAUAUUUU